Vicia villosa (hairy vetch) is the source of this 1517-nucleotide messenger RNA. RefSeq names its product F-box/kelch-repeat protein At3g23880-like. Lineage: Eukaryota; Viridiplantae; Streptophyta; Magnoliopsida; Fabales; Fabaceae. Gene Ontology annotation, molecular function: protein binding. The record is from RefSeq and is a predicted model, not a curated record. Bases 51 to 1127 code for a protein of 358 amino acids. The transcript is spliced from 2 exons.
UGUAUUACGCUUAAUACCUAUAGUCUAUAGCAGUUUCUUCUCAUUCUUAGAUGGAUGAAACGACCGCGGUUACCGAAACCCUAACAACUUUGUCACUUGACGCAUCGCCAUUACCAGCUCUUCCAUUUGAAAUUGUAGUAGAAAUUCUAUGUCGUUUGCCGGUGAAGCUUCUCCUUCAACUUCGAUGUCUAUGUAAGUCCUUAAAUACCCUAAUUUCUGAUCCCAAAUUCAUAAGAAAACAUCUUCGCUUGUCAACUCCCUGCCACCGCCUCCUUUUGUUCUGCAGUAGCGUGUCCGAUGUACUUUCUUACCCACUUCACUCCAGCUUCAGCAUUGUCACCGAUUACGCCACUCGGCACGAGUAUCCUUUCACUUUCAAAGAACCAUUCUACUGUAUCUUUGGCUCUUGUGACGGAAUGUUUUGUCUGGAGGUCAACCGCUCUGUUAUUUUGUGGAACCCUUCCAUUCAAAAAUCCAAAACAUUACCUUCUAUAGGUGGUUUUCCUCCAGUUACCGCAUAUGGUAUUGGGUUUGAUACUUUAAUUGAUAAUUAUAAGGUGGUUUGUGUUGUUGACGAAGGAAUUCUUGAAGAUGCUAAAAUAAAGGUUCAUACGUUGGGUACUAAUUCUUGGAGAAUGAUUCCAGGUGACUUUCCUGUCCCGACCAGGAGAUCGCUCAAAUUAGCUAGUGGCACACUCAACUGGUUUUCGUUUGAUGAUUAUAGGAUUGUUUCUUUUGAUUUGGUGAAUGAGUCAUGCCGAAAACUUUUGCCUCCCACGUACUAUGGGGAAGUUGUGUAUAGUGUGAUCUUGGAUGUUUUGCGAGAUUGUUUGUGUAUCUUUGCUCAUAGUUACACAUCUUCUACUGUUUGGAUGAUGAAGGAAUAUGGAAAUGAAGAGUCUUGGACUCAGUUGUUCCGUGUUCCUCGCAGGGAAGAAUCUUUCUAUGAUAUACAUACAAGGCCAAUAUGGAUUUCCAAGGAUGACCUAGUGCUGAUGAAGAAGAAAAUGAAUUUGGCCAUUUGUGAUUUCAAAAACGGUGCUUUUAAGAUUCAAAUGAUUCAAAACAUCGAUGAUUGGCUUUCCCCUGAAGUCUACAUUGAGAGUUUGGUAUCACCUUGUUUCUAAUGCGAAUAUAUCAAUGUGGUAGGAAUUGGAUGGAGCUACAUAGAGCCAAAAAAGAAUGGAAACUAACCAAUGUCAACAGAACCAAGAGCCUUUGGAAAUGGAAGGAAACAGAGCUCCGAUUUAAGGUUUUAUGAUUUACGACACUGCUGCUAAUUCAGCGCCUCUUACAGCCUGUAGGAGGAUGUACUCUGAAGUUGAUACAGUUACAACUGAAACGUUGGUUGUGAGAUGCAGUUCCUACUAUAUAUCUAGUAUAGAACAUAUUCAAGAUUGUACAUUUUGAUUGGAUCAAUUUGAUAGUUAUUAACCCAUUUUGUUUUCUAUACUGCUUGGAACAUGUAUGGGUUUUCAUGUCGAAUGAAUGUGUUUACUUCAAAUAAAUAGAUAGAU